CUUUGAGUUUUGCGAGCGGCGGCUGUGCCGAUGGGGGAAUCUGGCAUUCCUGCUGGCCUCUCUUGGCCUUCUCCACCCGACGGUUCAGGCCUGCUUGACAAGUCCGUGGACAUGUUUGGCAAGAAGGGGCAUGCUGUUCCUGAGCACGUGACCGCCGUCGAGUCAGUGAAGUAGUGGCUUACCUUCUUCUUCUUCUCCGGUGCAACACGUCCUCAGGCACAGAAGACGAUGUCGACGAGCGACGACGAGGUGCAGGCCCAGCUGGAGCUGCGCUCCGUCCGCGGCAGGGACACGCCGUCGCUCCGGGAGUCGAUCGAGGAGCCCAACCUGCCGCCGACUGACUCGGGCUGGCAGGCCUGGACGUUUCUCGCGACGGCCACGACGAUGGAGACGCUCAUUUGGGGCAUGGGCAACGCCUACGGCACGUUUCAGGAGUACCACGAGCGGUCGCCGGACUCGCCGCUGUAUGGGAGCAGCCGCGCGUCGAUCACGGCGACGGGCACGCUCAUCGCCGGCGGCCUCUUCUUCAGCCCGUGGCUCUUCAACGGCUUCCUCUCCUCGUAUCCGCACCUCGUCAAGCGCUUCUCCCUCGCCUGCCUCGCCCUCUCGGCCGUGUCGCUGGUCGCCGCCUCGUUCAAGCCGACGGCGAUGCGCGCUGCUGCCCUCCAGGGCUUUCUCUCGGGCUGGGCCGGCGGUGCCUACUACACGCCGUGCAUGAUCUGGCUGCCCCAGUGGUUCGUCGCCCGCCGCAGCCUGGCCACGGGCAUCAUGUUUGUCGGCUCGGGCAUCGGCGGCGUCGUCUGGCCCUUUGCGCUCGACGCGCUGCUGAGCCGCACGGGCUUCUCGGCGACGCUCCGCAUCCUCGCCCUGAUCCAAGUCCUCGUGGGCGGCCUGGCCUGGACGUUCCAGAAGCCCCGACUGCCCGUCGUCGCACCCGAUGCCCGGCAGCGGCGGCGGCGCAGAAACGUCGUCGCCGGCGUGCUGCCUCGCCACGCCACGGUGCUCCACUCGCCCCUGGGCCUCGUCAAUGGCGCGUUUCUCUUCUUCCAGGGCGCCGCCUACUGGUCCGUCUCCUUCUACAUUGCCCCCUAUGCCGCCUCGCUUGGGCUGUCCUCGACUGCAUCGACGGGCGUGCUGUCAUGCCUCAACGCCGCCUCGGCCGUCUCCUUUGUCGUCAUCGGCCAGCUGUGCGACGCCUGGCAGUUUUCGCCCCUCGCCCUCUCGCUCUCGGCCGUGGGCAGCGCCCUCGUCGGCCUGCUCCUCGGCUUUGGCCAGUCGCUGGCGCCGCUGCUCGCGUUUGCGAUCCUCUUUGGCCUCGCCAACGGCGGCUACCCCACCUUUUUGGCACCGGCAGCCAAGGAGAUGGCUGCGCUGGGCUCGUCGGACCACUCGACGAUCUUUGUCGAGUACCUUGCCUGGCGCGGCGCCGCCACCGUCACGGGGCCCCUCAUCUCGGCCGGCCUCUACCAGCGCUCGUCGCAGCGCGCCGUCUGGGGCUCCUACGGCCUCGCACCCGUCGUCAUCUUUGUCACGACGCUCCUCGCCGCCUCGGCUGGGCUCGCGGCCCUGACGCUGCCCCUCCGUCGCCGGGUCGCCUCAUCGCACCGCUGAGGCACCCCUCAGUGCGCAUACAAUUGUAAUGUAAUGUAUUCC
Molecule: messenger RNA, 1653 nt
Organism: Acaromyces ingoldii
Lineage: Eukaryota; Fungi; Basidiomycota; Exobasidiomycetes; Exobasidiales; Cryptobasidiaceae
Product: MFS general substrate transporter
Exons: 1
Coding region: 229-1611 (460 amino acids)
Biological process (GO): transmembrane transport
Cellular component (GO): fungal-type vacuole membrane
Molecular function (GO): transmembrane transporter activity
Source: RefSeq, a predicted model, not a curated record